Molecule: messenger RNA, 1687 nt
Organism: Microplitis demolitor
Lineage: Eukaryota; Metazoa; Arthropoda; Insecta; Hymenoptera; Braconidae
Product: 5-methylcytosine rRNA methyltransferase NSUN4
Exons: 6
Coding region: 78-1643 (521 amino acids)
Biological process (GO): RNA methylation
Molecular function (GO): methyltransferase activity
Source: RefSeq, a predicted model, not a curated record
CCGACUUUUUAACCUGAAUAUUUUGUAUGUUUAGUAAAUAAUUUUAAAAAUUUUACAUUUUAAAUAAUUUAUAUAAAAUGAUAUAUAUUUUAAGAAAAAUUAGAGUUAACUCUUUGAUAAGAGGGUGUAGGAGAUACGGAAUAGGAAAAGAUCUGAAAGAACUGAAGAAGAAAAAUGUACCCAAGGAAAAAGCACUUGCUUAUUUUGAUGAUUUCUAUCAGACAAUUUACGGGGCAAUGUGGCCAGCUAUAAGAGAAGCUAUGCUUUGUGAACGACAUAAAUAUGUGGCAGUUGUUAAUAAUUUUUCCGAGACAGAAAAAAUUGUUGAGAAGCUUCAGUUACUGGGAGCUAUGAAUGUCAGAGAUUUGUACCGAGUCCACAGAGAAAAUUAUGAGGAACGUAAACAAAGAAGAAUUGAAGAAGGUCUGCCAGAAAAGCCCGCCAAGUCUGUGGAACCAAAAGAUCAGUCGAAGAUUGCUGAUAAAUUGAAAGCGAAAGCUGAAGAAGAGUUGCAAACAUUACUUCCUCCUGAAUAUGAAAACGCGGAGCAAUUUAUGGACAAGAAAAAAAGUAAAGAUCGAGUCCAAGACGAAGAUUAUGAAGAAGAAGUCAUGAAAGUCAAAAAAUUGCUGGACCCGAUGCAGAUGCGACCUUUGGAGGAGGAUUUAAAGUCACCUAAAGUUGAUGAAAAUCGUAUUGUCAAGCCGUCUGUUGGUUUGACUUCGACGGCUCUCCAUGAGUUUAUACCUGCGACGGAGCUCAAAGGUCUUGAUGACUACAUUCUUGAGUCCGACCAAUAUCAGUACUACAAAGACGGUUCUGACUUUGAAAUAAAGGUUGAGAAAGAGACGACACUAAAUUUUCCGGAGCACUUGAAGAUUUUUACCUUCGAAGAGGGGAAUAAUUCACGGUUCCCUACACCUAGACGUGGACCGAACGGCAACUUUGAUUAUUAUUUAAUGGACGGUGGUUCAAUUCUUCCUGUACUAGCGUUGGAUCUCAAACCAGGUGAUACGAUGCUCGAUAUGUGCGCGGCUCCUGGUGGAAAAUCUCUCGUAGCGCUCCAGACUUUAUAUCCACGAGUGUUAGUUUGUAAUGACGUUAAACUUAGCCGACUUAAUGACCUUGAUGGUGUCAUGCAUGAAUAUCUAGGUGAUCUUGAUCACUGGGAUGGAAGAUUGUUUUUAACUAAUCAGGAUGCUAGAGCUAUUGAAGACAAAGAUAUUUAUAACAAGAUUUUAGUUGACGUUCCUUGUACUACUGACCGGCUAAAUCUUCAUACAGAAGAAAAUAAUUUAUUUAAAGGGUCAAGAGUAAAAGAGCGCCUGCAGUUACCGGAAAUACAGACUGAAAUUUUAUUACAAGCGCUGAAAAUUAUUGCACCCGGAGGUACUGUAGUUUACUCAACAUGUUCAUUAAGUCCAAUACAAAAUGACGGAGUCGUCCAGAUGGCUUUGAAAAGAUGCUAUGAAGAAACUCAGACCACGAUGGUCGUAAAAGACAUGUAUGAAGCGCUCGGGCCCCUUCGCUGUAUUUACCGAUUCGGAAAUGACUUCGGAUUCAAGUAUGGAAAUAUUGUCGUGCCAGUUCGCAAACACAAUUGGGGUCCUCUUUAUUUUUGUAAAAUAGUCAGAGUUAAUUAGUAUGUACAUUAGACAAUAAAUUUUUAUUUCAUUAUUUACAUAAA